Alosa sapidissima (American shad) is the source of this 3962-nucleotide messenger RNA. RefSeq names its product protein kinase N1a (gene pkn1a). Gene Ontology annotation, molecular function: small GTPase binding; ATP binding; protein serine/threonine kinase activity. The record is from RefSeq and is a predicted model, not a curated record. Gene Ontology annotation, biological process: protein phosphorylation; signal transduction. The coding region runs from base 990 to 3749 and encodes 919 amino acids. The transcript has 23 exons. Lineage: Eukaryota; Metazoa; Chordata; Actinopteri; Clupeiformes; Clupeidae.
AGCCACAGGCAGAAAAGUGUCCUCCCGCUGUAGCGAGCCAUCCUCACUGACCCCUCCAUUUGUUUGACUUCAAUUCAACGGACACAUUUGCACCUGCGGAUGAAUACAUCUAUUAACGGACUUUAAGCAUAGACAUGCACUCAAGCCAAUUUCCUGGCCCGAACGCUAACGGAGUAACAUCAUUGUUUUGAACACUGGGUCUGGUUUCUUCUGUUUGACUCUACGGUCUGCCGAGAAGGAUGUGCUAACGUUACGCCUGGGAAAAGGACAGCGCCUUGUUUGCGGUUUCCCGGUUAGCUGGGCUCGCUAAGUUAGCUAGCUCUCCGGCUGCCACGAAGUUAGCGAUGUCCGUGGAUCAUGCAGGAACUGGCGGCAUUUGCAACGCCGUUGGGAGAUCUCGUAUGAAUAACUAGCAUUAACCAAAACGUUAGUUGUUUGAAGCUAUUGCAGUAUUGAGAGCACACAGAUUUGGUUUUCUUUCUCAUAUUAGGUGUGCUUUACAACAGUCCAAGCUGUUUUAGAUAAACGGUCGGAAAGGAGAAACAACUCAGUCGGCAGGACAAUAGUAAGGAGGGAAUUACGCUAGUUUGUCAACUAGAACGUCAACGCUACAGUGAAAAUCCCUCUGGUCAGGCAAGGCUGUGUUCUUAGCCAAGGGUAGCUAACAAACUGACAUCGCGUAACGUUGGUGUUACAGGCUAGCUAACAGUAACCUCGUUUUUAGUGUGUGAGUUGCUUAAUUAACUGUUUGAGGCACCCGUGUGAGUGACACUUUUUUUCUGGCUUGCUAGUUUGACGGUAGGUGAGUUGAUUUGACAGCACAGGAAUAACUUAGAGAAUUAUUUGGCGAACUCGAGGUUGGGAGUCGCGGGUCUCUGUCCUUGUUUGUGGACACACACCCAUGCGCCCGGCGGACCAACGACUGUAGCCAGCUCUCUCAAGACCACCCGACUCACGCCAACUUCAGAGCUCCCGAAAAGGGUCAAACAAUGACGACGAAACCCGACACGGCGAUCGAUUACAUCCAAGGGGAUGAUGUGCUGGAGCGUGUUCUGGUGGGCGGUUGCGACCCGUCGGACCCCGAGGUGCAGCAGCGUCUGGAGGGUGAGCGUGAGCGCAUGCGGCGCGAGAUCCGCCGCGAGCUCAAGAUCAAAGAGGCCGCCGAGAGGCUACGCCGCGCCACCACCGACCGCAAGCAGCAGCAGCAGGUGGACAGUCAGCUGCGCACCUCUAACCGAAGGCUCAGUGAACUCCAUGAACAGCUGCAGGAGCUGGACGCCUACAUCGUAGCCAAGGGCAACGACGACACCAGAGAGGACCCCCCCCAAUCCCCCGGUGCGGAGCGGCGGGCCACGGCUCACGAGGAGCGCAUCGCCGCUCUGGAGCGCCAGCUCAACAUCGAGCUCAAGGUCAAACAGGGCGCAGAGAACAUGAUCCCCAUCACCAAGGAUAAGAAGCUGCUUCAGACAGCCCAGCAGAUGCUUCAGGACAGUAAGACCAAGAUUGACAUCAUCCGCAUGCAGAUCCGCAAGGCCAUGCAGGCCACGGAGCAGACCGACGACACGCAAGGUAAGCCAGACCCGUGUGGGGUGGAGUUGCGGCUGGAGGAGCUCCGGCAUCACUACCGGGUGGAGCACGCCGUUGCCGAGGGAGCCAAGAACGCUCUCAGACUGCUGGGGGCCAGCAAGGUGCACGACAAGAAGGCCAUGUCCGAGGCCCAGUGUCGUCUGAGUGAGUCUCAGCAGCGUCUGGACCUGCUGCACUUGUCUCUGGAGCAGCGUCUGUCCGAGCUCCCCGCCGACCACCCCAAAGCCUGCCUCAUCCGCGACGAGCUGCUGCUGACCGCGCGGCCCGCCGCACCCUACACACACACCAAGUACAGCACCCUCAGCAAGCCUUCACCACUCACAGGUACUCUUCACGUGACCCUGCUUGGCUGUGUGGGCGUGUUGGAGGCGGUUCCAGGGCGUUGCCGGGGAACGGCGGUCGUGUUGCCGUGCUACAGUCCCGGAGAGGGGCGGUCCUUCAUGAGAGGAGGGCGGAGCCUAUAUGCUAGGAGCGGAAGUGUCAGCGGCAAAACACCCUGCAAGGCCGACGAGCUCUCGACGGAGGUGAGUGCUGUUUUAAAGCUGGAUAACUGCGUGGUGGGCCAGACUGCAUGGAAGACGGUGGGAGAGCAGGCAUGGGACCAGACCUUCACGGUGGAGCUGGAGAGGUCCAGGGAGAUGGAGAUCGCUGUGUACUGGAAGGACUACCGUUCUCUCUGUGCGCUGAAGUUCCUGAAGCUGGAGGAUUUCCUGGACAACCAGAAACACAGAGUCCAGCUGGAGCUGGAACCACAGGGGCUACUACUGGCCGAGGUGACCUUCUUUAACCCCGUGAUUGAGCGCGUUCCUCGUCUGAAGAGGCAGAAGAAGGUCUUCUCCAAACAGCAGGGUAAAGCGUUUUUGCGAGCGCGGCAGAUGAACGUGGACAUCGGGACCUGGGUCCGUCUGCUGAGGAACGCCAUCCCCACCGUUAACAGCACCGGCACCUACAGCCCCAACGCACACAACCUGCCCUCAGGGGAGAUCUCGGUGGAGAAGUUGAGUCUGGACUGUGACUCUCCUCUGAGGUUUGAGUUCAGGAGAGACAUGGUGGACACUGCCACGCCGGAGCGGCUACCUGUAUCUGAGUCCUUCUCUAGUCCUGACGUCACUCCAGAACGCCACAGCAGAACCGUCUCCAGUAAGCAAAAGAAGGCUCCUUUGUCUCUUGAGGACUUCAGACUCAUCGCUGUCCUUGGAAGGGGACACUUUGGGAAGGUGUUGCUGGGAGAGUAUAAGAAGUCAAACACGAUGUACGCCAUCAAGGCCCUGAAGAAAGGAGACAUCAUGGCCAGAGACGAGGUGGACAGUUUGAUGUGUGAGAAGCGGAUCUUUGAGACGGUGAAUAACUCCCGGCACCCGUUCCUGGUGAACCUGUUUGCGUGUUUCCAGACGCCGGAGCACGUGUGUUUCGUCAUGGAGUACACGGCCGGGGGCGACCUCAUGAUGCACAUACACACCGACGUCUUCACCGAGCCACGCGCUGUGUUUUACGCUGCCUGUGUGGUUCUCGGCUUGCAGUUUCUCCACGAUCAUAAGAUUGUGUAUCGAGAUCUGAAGCUGGACAACCUUCUGCUGGACACUGACGGCUACGUCAAAAUCGCAGACUUUGGCCUCUGCAAAGAGGGUAUGGGUUUCGGGGACCGCACCGGCACGUUCUGUGGCACUCCGGAGUUCCUGGCCCCCGAGGUGCUGACGGACACGUCCUACACACGAGCAGUGGACUGGUGGGGUCUGGGCGUGCUCAUCUACGAGAUGCUGGUGGGAGAGUCUCCAUUCCCUGGUGAUGAUGAGGAGGAGGUGUUCGACAGCAUAGUGAAUGAUGAAGUCCGUUACCCACGAUUCCUCUCCAGCGAAGCCAUCGGGAUCAUGAGACGGUUGCUGCGUAGAAACCCUGAUCGUCGCCUGGGCUCCAGUGACAAGGACGCAGAGGAAGUGAAGAAGCAGCCUUUCUUCAGGAACAUCGACUGGGAGGCGUUGCUGUUGCGGAAGGUCCCUCCCCCCUUCCUGCCGUGCAUCGUGGGUAAGGAGGACGUCAGCAACUUUGACGAGGAGUUCACCUCCGAGGCGCCUGCCCUGACGCCGCCCCGCGAGCCCCGCCCCCUCUCCCGCAAGGACCAGGACAGCUUCAAGGACUUCGACUACGUCUCCGACCUCUGCUGAGGUGGGACGCCAGUGACCACGGCCACCUGCGGACGCCAGUGACCACGGCCCCAGCUGCAGUCACGCUGUGGUCAGCUGAUGGAGGGGAGACGGACUGGUGGUCAUUUUCUCCACUGUGACUACACACUAAACCAUGAAGAUGAGGAGGAUGAAACGAACGAAUGAACGAAUGAACGAAUGAACGAACGAACGAAUGAACGAAUGAAUGAAUGA